AUGCAACCCCCCACCACCAACACCCAUGCAUUAAUCAACACCAAAAUCACCACCCCUAAAAGACCAAAUAACUCCACCUCCGGCCACCACCACCGACCCCAUGGCACCACAACCCAGGCUUGCGCUGCUUGCAAGUACCAACGGCGCAAGUGCGCGGCCGACUGUAUCCUAGCCCCUUACUUUCCCCACGAUCGCCAGCGCCAAUUUCUCAAUGCCCACCGCCUUUUCGGAGUUAGCAACAUUGUCAAGAUCGUCCGCCACCUCGACCCAGCCGCCCGCCACCACGCCAUGCGAACAAUCAUUUUUGAGUCUGAUGCCCGAGCCGCCGAUCCCGUUGGCGGCUGCCACCACAUCAUCCGCCACCUCGAGUAUCAACUUUUCCUUGCCCGCUCUGAGCUUGACCUAAUUCUCCACCACCUUACCUUUUGUCGUGCCGCCACACUCGGCCAUCACCCACACGACGAUGAUCCACCCGACGUGAACUCUUCGUGCAUCCAUGCUCGUAAUAAUAAUAAUAAUAAUAUUGGUGGGGAUGAGCUGAAUGAGGAGUGUCACAAUAAUCGAGUGAGGGGUCUAUCGACAGAGGAUUGCCAGCAGAUGAGGUGUAUUCUCGAUCACCUAUCGGUCACGGAUGAUAUCAAGUUUGAUGAUCAUACAGACAUUCUCACAAGCAGCAAUGACGUUUUGACUAGAGAAAACGAGACAUUCAAGGAUGAUGAUGAUGAUGCCGAUAGGCCCUUCUCGUACAUACACGAUCAGCAUGAUCUAAAAGCUGCAACCACAUUCUUCACCCUCGCAAACUGUGAUAUUUGA
Messenger RNA from Striga asiatica, 813 nucleotides. NCBI's taxonomy places the organism in Eukaryota, Viridiplantae, Streptophyta, Magnoliopsida, Lamiales, Orobanchaceae. The record is from the annotation of a GenBank genome assembly.